UAAAUAACUUGCUGGGAAAUCCUUCAAAUUGUUGAUACAAUCGUGAAAUGUUUGAAAGCUAACUUUUAUCUGUUUUUUUCAUAAAUCCUUUUUGUUAAUUUAAUUUCUUUUAUUUAUGCCUAUUUAGGAGAUCCUCCAAAUUACGCGAAAUGUGUUCUACAUCACAGGAACAUUCUCUUCGUUGCUAUAAUGCUGCCUGCGGUAAAACUUACAGUGAACUAGAAAAUUCAGAUGACGCUUGUACCUAUCAUUCAGGAGUUCCUAUUUUUCACGACGCCCUCAAGAGCUGGUCGUGUUGCUCGAAAAAGUCUACCGAUUUUACAGAAUUUCUAAAUUUUCCCGGUUGCACCCGUGGUAGACACAGUAAUGUGAAACCACAACAAGCAGUUAAAUCGUCAUCUUCAACAGACGAGUCUGUGGAAAAUUUAUCAUCUUGCAUGGAACAGAUCCUUAACAAGCCGAUAAAUCUCAAUGAUAUUGGUGAACGACCAUCUGCAGACGACCCUUUGAUUAUCUUGAAAACUGUAAUCUCACCAACCUUGACGAAACAACUCGAUAAAAUGAAAAGUGAAAAUCCUACCCAGAAAGGUUUGACAGAUUCAAGUGAUGUUGCUAAAGUUGAAAUAGGGACUAGUUGUAAGAAUAAUGGAUGCAAAAAGAGUUAUGAAGGACCUCAUUCAAACCAAGAGGAAUGUUUAUUUCACCCUGGUACUCCUAUUUUUCAUGAGGGUAUGAAGUACUGGAGCUGCUGUCGAAAGAAAACUAGUGAUUUCGAGACGUUUUUAUCUCAAGAAGGAUGUGAAUCAAGCAGUCAUUUGUGGUUUAAACUAAAAACCAAUGAAAAUUCUGAUAGUUUGAAAACAUCAUGUCGAUAUGAUUGGCAUCAAACUGGUAAUAAUGUUGUCUUAACGAUUUACUCGAAAUUUCCAUUACCAGAUAAAUCCUUAAUCAAAGCUAACCGAGUCAAAAUAAGUGUUGCUAUAACAUUUGGUGAUAAGGAUGAGAAAAUUUUCAGCCAUGAUUUCAUCUUGUUUGGUAUUAUUGAUACAGAGAACAGUUCUGUUGAGUUUACACCCUCUAAAGUUGAAAUUUGUAUGAAAAAGUCAGACAAAAGCUAUUGGAGUAGGUUAGAGCUUUAAUUAACCUAAAAAUACUGCAUCGGAUAGCAACUUUUAUAAUUAACUUUUAUUUUAAUAAUUACGAUUUUUGAAAUACAAAUACAAGAUACA
Molecule: messenger RNA, 1229 nt
Organism: Tetranychus urticae (two-spotted spider mite)
Lineage: Eukaryota; Metazoa; Arthropoda; Arachnida; Trombidiformes; Tetranychidae
Gene: mora
Product: cysteine and histidine rich domain containing protein
Source: RefSeq, a predicted model, not a curated record